AGCAGAUGCCACUGAUGUUCUAUAUAAUCUAGUUGCUGUACUAGCCUCUCUACACAGAGAAGUCCCUUCUGAAUCCUGAGGUAAGGUUAAGGAAGACAAAAAUGGGUGAGGAGCAUAUGGUUCAGAUUCAAGUUCCACGAGUCAAACUAGGAAACCAGGGACUAGAGGUCUCGAAGCUGGGAUUUGGUUGUGCAGGAUUGUUUGGAGUCUACGACAACCCUGUCUCUGAAGAACUCGCUGUUUCAAUCAUCAAGUAUGCAUUCAGCAAAGGAAUCACAUUUCUUGAUACAUCAGACUUUUACGGACCAAAUGCUGAGCUUUUGGUUGGAAAGGUAUUGAAGGAGCUACCUCGAGAAAAGAUCCAGUUAGCCACCAAAUUUGGUCUUGUUAGAGCUGAACCUACUCAUAUGGUAGUGAAUGGUACCCCUGAGUAUGUCCGCUCCUGUUGUGAGGCUACUCUUAAACAUCUCGAUGUGGGUUACAUUGAUCUCUACUAUCAACACCGAAUUGACACUUCAAUACCUAUCGAGGAAACUAUGGGGGAGCUUAAGAAGUUGGUUGAAGAGGGAAAGAUUAAGUACAUCGGGCUAUGUGAAGCUAGCUCAGACACAAUAAGGAGGGCUCAUGCAGUUCAUCCCAUUACUGCCAUAGAAAUGGAGUGGUCCCUUUGGACUCGAGAAAUUGAAGAAGAAAUUCUCCCACUUUGCAGGGAACUUGGAAUUGGGAUAGUUCCAUACAGUCCUCUCGGCCGCGGGUUUUUUGGUGGCAAGGCUGCAGGGGAAAAUUUGCCUGCAAACAGUUUUCUGAGAUCAAAUCCUAGGUUUCAAGGUGAGAAUUUUGAAAAGAACAAGCUCCUCUAUGCUAAAAUAGAGAUGUUGGCUGAAAAGCACAGAUGCACUCCUGCACAACUUGCCCUUGCUUGGCUUUUUCAUCAAGGGGAUUAUGUGGUGCCUAUACCCGGAACGACCAAGAUUAAAAAUAUUGAUAACAAUAUCAGUUCCUUGAGAUUAAAGUUCACACAAGAAGAAUUAGAAGAGAUUUCUGCUGCAGUGACACCAGAAGAGGUGGCAGGAGCUAGAGUAGCUGAUAAUUUGAUUCUCUGCUCGUGGCGGUUUGCAAAUACACCCGCAAGGGAGACCAAGAGUUCAAAUCUGUGAGUGCGGUAGGAUAAUUUGCAGACAUAUUCAUAUUCUGGGACUAUUAUGAAACUAUAUUCUCCAUUAAUAUGUCCCAGUUGAACUGAAGACAUAACUUAUGUUUCUUAGAAUAGCAUUAAUGUUGUUGAUUUUAGUGUAUCAAAGCAUAUUUUUCAUGCUUUCAUGCUCAUUAACCUAAGGAUUAAUGCAUAACAUUUCAUGAAUAAGA
This is a messenger RNA of Vitis riparia (riverbank grape), 1365 nucleotides long. Its product is annotated as probable aldo-keto reductase 1. The coding region runs from base 102 to 1157 and encodes 351 amino acids. The transcript is spliced from 7 exons. Gene Ontology annotation, cellular component: cytoplasm. The record is from RefSeq and is a predicted model, not a curated record. Lineage: Eukaryota; Viridiplantae; Streptophyta; Magnoliopsida; Vitales; Vitaceae.